CGGCGCUGCCGGGCUUAUUUGGCGCCAGAGUGAGAGAAGGAAGGAGGGAGAUCUGAGGUCCCGGGAUAAGCUCAUCGUCCUCUUCGUAAACACACGCCGGAUCUUCGCCGCCACCAUGUUUGAGGCCAGACUAGUGCAGGGCUCCAUCCUGAAGAAGGUGUUGGAGGCGCUGAAGGAUCUGAUCGAUGAGGCGUGCUGGGACAUCACCUCCAGCGGGAUCAGCCUGCAGAGCAUGGAUUCCUCUCACGUCUCCCUAGUGCAGCUCACCCUCCGCUCCGACGGCUUCGACACUUACCGCUGUGACCGCAACCAGUCCAUCGGGGUGAAGAUGAGCAGUAUGUCCAAAAUCCUGAAAUGUGCUGCCAGCGAGGAUAUCAUCACUCUAAGAGCAGAGGACAAUGCAGACACAGUCACCAUGGUGUUUGAGUCACCCAAUCAAGAAAAGGUGUCUGACUAUGAAAUGAAGCUGAUGGAUUUAGAUGUUGAGCAGUUGGGAAUCCCGGAACAAGAGUACAGCUGUGUUAUAAAGAUGCCGUCUGGAGAGUUUGCACGUAUCUGCAGAGAUCUUAGUCAGAUUGGUGAUGCAGUUGUCAUCUCUUGUGCAAAGGAUGGAGUAAAAUUUUCUGCAAGUGGGGAGCUGGGAACAGGAAAUGUUAAGCUAUCCCAGACUUCAAAUGUGGAUAAAGAGGAAGAAGCUGUCACAAUAGAAAUGAAUGAGCCAGUCCAGCUAACCUUUGCUUUGCGAUAUCUGAAUUUCUUCACCAAAGCAACACCCUUGUCUCCAUCAGUGACACUCAGCAUGUCGGCAGAUAUCCCUCUAGUGGUGGAAUACAGAAUUGCAGAUAUGGGUCAUGUGAAAUACUAUCUGGCUCCUAAGAUCGAGGAUGAAGAAGCUUCCUAAUUUUGUAUAGUGUAUUUUUUAUGUAUUUGUCACCCAAACAUCACAGCUCUUUGCAACUGCCUUGUAAUGACAGUAAUCCAAGAUAACCAACUGGCUGUACUUCUAGGCGUGUCUGUAGAUAUUUAUGUAAAUACUCAAUCUUUGUAAAACCUGCCAUAUGAAGUCAAUAAAUCUUUGUAAUAAUGA
This is a messenger RNA of Rana temporaria (common frog), 1087 nucleotides long. It is a transcript of the gene PCNA, whose product is annotated as proliferating cell nuclear antigen. Bases 116 to 901 code for a protein of 261 amino acids. The record is from RefSeq and is a predicted model, not a curated record. Gene Ontology annotation, cellular component: PCNA complex. NCBI's taxonomy places the organism in Eukaryota, Metazoa, Chordata, Amphibia, Anura, Ranidae. The transcript is spliced from 6 exons. Gene Ontology annotation, molecular function: DNA binding; DNA polymerase processivity factor activity. Gene Ontology annotation, biological process: translesion synthesis; regulation of DNA replication; mismatch repair.